This is a messenger RNA of Ustilaginoidea virens, 1515 nucleotides long. RefSeq lists its product as uncharacterized. NCBI's taxonomy places the organism in Eukaryota, Fungi, Ascomycota, Sordariomycetes, Hypocreales, Clavicipitaceae. Bases 1 to 1515 code for a protein of 504 amino acids. The transcript has 2 exons. The record is from RefSeq and is a predicted model, not a curated record.
AUGGGUGCGGCAACCGAGUUCUACAGAUCCCAGAUUGGCGGCACUUCGGUCAUCAACUACAGUUACACAGACUUCCCCGUCACCCUCUUGUUCAAGGACGUGUACUACUUCUUCGUCUACAUCUGGGCUCUGCCAUGGAUCGUGCUACCCCUCGGACCUUGCGGAUCCGGUGAGCUUGACGAGUUGUAUCCGAGCUGGAACAACAUGUUGUGCGUGUCUGUCCAUGCCAUCCUGGGGAUACUGCAACUGGUCUUUGUCUUUGUUCUUCCCGUGGCUCUUGUUCUCCCUCUGUGGCUGAGUGCAGUCGCAGUUUCUGCUUUCUUGACACUGAACUGGGCCUUGUGCAAGCUUCUCAACAGCAAACAGGUCACCUUCCAGUCGGAUGAGAAAUAUGCCAAGCCGCGGCCUGGGCAUGCGCACGAGCAAUGGGUGUUUCUCAACGGUGUCGCAGUUGGCGAACACUGGAUGAAGAGCAACCUUAACCGGCUGGCGUUGACCUUUGGUCGUCCAGUGCUCGGCAUCCACAACCCAACUUCGGGAAUCAUCUUCGACGUGGUCGAGUGCUUGGUUCAACGCAACCUUACUUAUGCCACCAAGAAUGUGCGAGUCUCGUACAGGAUCCUCCGAGACAUACUCUACGACCCCAGCAAAUCCAAAGUCAUCCUCAUUCUCCAUUCCCAAGGGGGGAUCGAAGGGGGCCUCGUGCUCGACUGGCUGCUGCAAGAGACGCCUCAGGACCUCUUGUCAAAGCUGGAAGUCUACACCUUUGGGAACGCCGCGAAUCAUUUCAACAACCCCCAUCGCCACGUCGCCUCCCAAGACUUGACCGACUCCAACCCCCUGGCCGCUUUGACAACAUGCUUCUCCGAGACGAGCUUCUCGUCCUCUGCGGACUGUCCGGCGGAAGGGACAAGACGAGCGGUUGCAGGCAAACACGCGCAUGAGACGCUUGGGCCGGGGGCAUCACGGACCGCUUUGGCAGCCAAGGACAGGGCGAUUGGCCACAUUGAGCACUACGCCCACUCGACCGACUUCGUGGCUCUGUGGGGUGUCUUGCACUUUGCAACGAACCGGAUGGGCUCCCGCCAGCUGCCGCGGUUUCUGGGAAGACUGUUUAGCCGGGCGACUGGCGCCGGCGGGCAUCAGCUCAACCAGCACUACCUGGACGGCAUGUUUCCCCUCAAGCGGGACGCAAAAACGGGCGAGCUUGUCGGCGCCGACGAAGACAACAACGCGUUCAUGGAGGAAGUCAUCAAGUUCGGCAAGGAAGGCGACAGCAUGGCCAAGACCCGCGAAGCUUUUGAUAUAUCGUACCUGGGAACGGACGGGUUUGGGAGCGGAGACGUGUCUACUCCGGUGGAGGUUCACGGAGUGGCGGGAAGGAGGCGAAUCGAGGCCGGGGUCAAGGUCAAGGAACUCAGCAGACUCUGGAGCUACAGGAACGGGCGGUCGCCGGGGGAGAUGCCUCCUCUGCUUGUUUCUGAAGACGGCCUCGUGCGAAAUGCCACUUGGUAG